Molecule: messenger RNA, 621 nt
Organism: Blepharisma stoltei
Lineage: Eukaryota; Ciliophora; Heterotrichea; Heterotrichida; Blepharismidae
Source: the annotation of a GenBank genome assembly
AUGGAACCUUCACAAGAAUUUAAAAUUGUCACUCUUGGUGAAGGACGAGUCGGCAAAACCUCGCUUACACUCAAAGCCGCACGCGGACAGUUCCAUGAAGAUGAAAGAUCUACAGUAAACGCGAAUUUUCUUCAAAAAGACAUCACAUUCCAAGGUAACCAAAUAAGACUGCAUCUAUGGGACACAGCUGGCCAAGAACGUUUCCGCGCUUUAGCCCCAAACUAUUAUAGAGGCGCUAAAGGUGCUAUCGUUGUAUAUGACAUUACUGACAAAUCGUCCUUUGACCGUGUAGUUUCCUGGGUGAAAGAACUCUCGAUGCAAGCUGAUAAAGACAUUUGUAUAGUCAUAGCUGGCAAUAAAUGUGAUAGGGAAAAAGAAAGGCAGAUUUCUAAGGCUGAAGCAAUGGAGUAUGCCAGAAAAGUUGGGGUUUUACAUUUUGAUACCAGCGCAAAAACGGGUAUGGGAGUUGAAGAAAUUUUUAGUGAGCUUGGAAGGUUGGUUUAUGAAGUGCAAAUGAAAAAAAAUCCAGGGACUGGGGAGAGAGGAUAUAAGAGCAGAAAAGGAAAGAAAAUAAUCAUUAAGAAAGAAGAAGAGGUGCAGAAAAAGAAAGAUUGCUGCUAA